Pogonomyrmex barbatus (red harvester ant) is the source of this 1847-nucleotide messenger RNA. It is a transcript of the gene Dpit47, whose product is annotated as DNA polymerase interacting tpr containing protein of 47kD. Gene Ontology annotation, biological process: protein folding. The record is from RefSeq and is a predicted model, not a curated record. Lineage: Eukaryota; Metazoa; Arthropoda; Insecta; Hymenoptera; Formicidae. Gene Ontology annotation, molecular function: Hsp70 protein binding; Hsp90 protein binding. Gene Ontology annotation, cellular component: cytosol; nucleus.
AAAAAAGUGCGUUUCGAAACGCAUGUCAAAAAGUGAGUUUAAAAAACAUGUAGAAUGCACAGCCAGCGCCAUCUUCAGAUCCUGAGCAGUCGGUAAAAUCAGAAAUAAAUUAUCAUUUACUAUUCUCUUAUGCUCACUGUUCUCACGUGGAGUUCAAGGCAGAUCGGAAUGAAUUUUGAGGUUAUGUUUUGCGUAUUCGCAUUUGUGUCUAUGCGUGCAAUACUUUCUUUGUGUAAAUAAUAUGCAGCGGACCGGAGAAGUCAAUGAAGAGAAGAAAACUUGGACGGAAGAGGAGCGUUUGGAGCUUGCUGCGAAAUUAGAUGCCGAACUGGAUGAGUACAUAAAUAGUUUAGAAAAAAAGAGUUAUACGGAAGGAUGGCCAGAGGACAGGUGGCAAGAGGAGAUGGAGAAGCAUCCCUUCUUCAUGAAAAAGGCGCCGGAACCCGGCGAAGAACUGUCUCCUCUGAUGGAGGGACUGCAGAAACUCAAAUAUGGAGAAGAUGAGAAUACUCCUGAAGAAUUGGCAACCAAUUACAAAGAAGAUGGAAAUUUUAAUUAUAAAUAUAAAAAGUAUCGUCUUGCUAUUCUUAGUUAUACAGAAGGGAUAAGAACCAAAUGUAAAGAUAAUGAUUUGAUGGCUCAACUUCACAAUAAUAGGGCUGCAGCACAUUUCAUGUUGCAGAAUUAUAGAUCGUGUUUAAAUGAUUGUAAGCUGGCCUUAAAGUUCAAGCCGGAAUAUCCAAAGGCUUUAAGUCGAGCUGCUACUUGUUGUUUUCACAUUAAAGAUUAUACUCAAUGCAUUGAUUUAUGUGAACAAUUUCUUAAUAACAAUCCAAAUGAUAAAAGAAUAUUGAAAUUAAGAGCUGAUGCUGUACUUGCACAAAAAUCUUUGCAAAGAGAUAAGAGGAAGCAAGAAAGAACAGAGAAAAAAUUGGAGAAGGAGGAGGAGAAAUUGUUGGAAAUAAUUCUAAGAAGGGGUAUUACUUUAGAACUAAUGAAUGCCAAACAAAAGUUAGAAUUGAACGAUUUAGAGCCGCAAUUACCGCAAAUAGCGCUAUGUAAAGUGCAUCUCGAGGGAGAUAAGCUCGUGUGGCCAGUGAUGUUUUUAUACCCAGAAGCUCAGCAAACUGACUUUGUACAAAAUUUUCACGAAGAUACAUUAUUAAUCGAUCAGUUAAUCGAAAUGUUUGAGAAACCUCUUGACUGGGACGUAAAACAUCGUUAUACUGUGAACAAUAUAAACAUAUAUUUCGAAGGCAAAAACAAAUGCUCCGUUCAUACAGUAGAUGUUCAACUCACGUUAGGCGAGAUAUUACGAGACAAGCAGUUUGUAGUUCGCGGUGGUACGCCAGCUUUCUUGAUACUCGUAAAAUCCAGUGAAGCAGAAGAACGUUUCUUAGCAAAUUAUUGAAUCAAUGUUAUUAUGUGUAUAUACAAUAAUGUAUGUUGAUGAUUUUAAAACAACAUUGACGAAUAGAAUUAGAGAGAGGAAGAAAGGAGGCAUUUUCCUCGGAAAUUUAUUCUCGUUCGAUCGUUCUGCAAAACGACGGCGGGAUCGGUAAGCGGCAGGGGGUCGUCGAUCGGAAGGUGGUGCCACCUGCAGCACCUGUCCACGCCAGGUGGGAAUAAAGAGAAGGAGCCGCAGUAGCCUGAAAUUCAGUUGAGCCGACGCCGUGGGACACGUGUUAACGUAAUCUCUUUACUACGGUAAGCACCGCGAAAAUUACAUUAAACUCGCGACCGGUUUGGUGCUCGAGACGUUGGCGGUGCGUAAACGGAGGGAUUUUUACGAGGGGGGAACGCGAGGAAGGUGAACGCGUCGUAAGGGCCGUCUUGAUUCAGGACCU